AUGACUGAUAAUAGAACCUUAAGGCAGUUAGCUGCUCCUGAUGUGAAUUACAAUGGUGAAGAUCCACAUAGACAUCUCAAAGAAUUUCAGGUUGUGUGCUCUACACCGUUGAGGCCUGAAGGAAUAACUGAAGACCAUAUCAAACUUCGAGCUUUUCCUUUUUCAUUGCAAGGUGCAGCAAAGGAUUGGAUUUAUUAUCUCGAGCCAAACUCAAUUGCAAGUUGGACAACCCUGAAAAAAGUGUUCUUGGAAAGAUAUUUUUCUGCCUCCAGAGCUGCCUCAAUAAGAAAGGAGAUUUGUGGUAUUAGACAAGGCAAUGAGUCGCUGACCGAGUAUUGGGAGAGAUUCAAGCACUUGGUAUCUAGCUGCCCUCAACAUCAGAUCAUUGAGCAACUCCUCAUCCAAUACUUUUAUGAGGGGUUGCUACCGAUGGACAGGAACAUUCUUGAUGCUGCUAGUGGUGGAGCAUUAGUCGAUAAAACUCCAGCUGCUGCCAAAGCCCUUAUUGAAAAUAUGUCUCUUAAUUCUCAACAGUUCACCAUUAGGGACAAUUCUGUGCAAAGCAAAGGCGUGAGUCAAAUUCAAGUUUCUUCUAACAAAGCCUUAGAGACCAGAAUUGAAGAACUCACUGCCUUAGUCAAACAGCUGGCAGUAGCAAAACCUCAAACAACAACUUGGUGUGGCAUUUGUACUUCUCCUGAGCACCCGACCGAUACUUGUCCUAUUCUGAGAGACGAGUCCAUUACUGAGCUGCCACAAGCUUAUGCAGCCAACCUUUACAAUCAAAACAGGUACAACAACACUCCUGACCUGUCCACCAACGAAUACCAUCCCAAUUGGAGGAACCAUCCCAACCUUCGAUAUGGAAACCCGCAAACCAGCCAACAACAGAACUCACCUCAAGCGGCUGCCCCUGCACCUUCCGGACCAUCCUUGGAGGAUCUUGUUAAGCAAUGGCCGUGA
This is a messenger RNA of Lathyrus oleraceus (garden pea), 963 nucleotides long. RefSeq lists its product as uncharacterized. Lineage: Eukaryota; Viridiplantae; Streptophyta; Magnoliopsida; Fabales; Fabaceae. Bases 1 to 963 code for a protein of 320 amino acids. The transcript is spliced from 2 exons. The record is from RefSeq and is a predicted model, not a curated record.